CUGGUACAUACAUUACAAUUAAACCUUGCACCUGAACGGGGAAUAGUUAAUAAUCAGUCGCUCCAAUAGUAACCAUCUGCUAUUACUGUAGCAUCAAUAUCAUGUCGCCCACCUACCUCAAGAAAGCCACCGGCGCAGCCAAGCCAACCAACGGCUCGCCGGCUGACGUGCCGAGCAUCGUGAAGGAGGUGAUUGAUAGUAUCCGCCUCGAGGGAGAUGCGGCUGUCCGCCGUUACAGCGAAAAAUUCGACCGAUGGUCGCCCGGGUCGUUCAAGCUGUCAAAGCUGGAGGUUGAGCAUGCCAUCUCUCAAGUCCCGGCGCAGACUAUCGAGGACAUCAAGACGGUUCAGGCCAACGUGAGGGCCUUCGCGGUCGCGCAGAGAGAGUCGCUGAAGGAUUUCGAGGUCGAAAUGACACCGGGUGUGUUCCUGGGGCAAAAGAACAACCCCAUCAACUCCGUCGGAGCAUAUAUUCCCGGAGGACGCUACCCCCUUCUCGCUUCCGCGCAUAUGACCAUUCUAACCGCCAAGGUUGCUGGCGUGAAGCACGUAAUUGCCUGCACGCCACCGGCGGGCGGGAAGAUCCCGAACGCAACAGUGGCCGCCAUGCACCUGGCUGGCGCCGAUGAGAUCUUCGUUCUAGGCGGCGUCCAGGCCGUCGCAGCGAUGGCCGUCGGCACGGCGACGGUUCCAAAGGUCGACUUCAUCGCCGGGCCCGGUAACGCCUUCGUCGCCGAGGCGAAACGGCAGCUGUUUGGAGAGAUCGGCAUUGAUCUCUUUGCUGGGCCUACCGAAGUCUUGAUUGUUGCCGACGAGACCGCGGACCCGUUCAUGAUAGCCACGGAUUUGCUAUCACAGGCUGAGCAUGGACCGGAUAGUCCUGCCGUGCUGAUCACCACGUCUGUGGAGGUGGGAAAGCGGACCAUCGAUCUCUGCGAUCAGCUGCUCGAGGGCCUUGUCACUGCCCCCAUUGCAAGUGUCUCGUGGCGAGACUUUGGCGAGGUCGUGCUGGCGGAGUCUUUGGACGAAGCGUAUGAGAUUGCGGACGAAUAUGCGUAUGAGCAUGUCCAAGUCCUCACGGAGAAGCCCAGGGAAGCACUCGACAAGAUGCAGAAUUACGGUGCUUUAUUCCUGGGACCCAUGACCUGCGUUUCCUACGGCGACAAGUGUAUCGGAACGAACCACGUGCUGCCAACGAGAGGUGCUUCACGGUAUACGGGCGGGCUCUGGGUGGGCAAGUUCCUUCGGACGGUGACCUACCAAGAGGUUCGCUCAGCGGAAGAGAGCGGCAAGCUGGGGCGCCUUUGCGGGCGUGCCGCCAGGGUAGAGUUGUUCGAAGGUCAUGCCAGGUCCGGUGACUUGCGAGCGAGCAUGUACCUAAAGGAUCAGUUCGAUUGGAUUAAGCGGUAG
Molecule: messenger RNA, 1409 nt
Organism: Phialemonium atrogriseum
Lineage: Eukaryota; Fungi; Ascomycota; Sordariomycetes; Cephalothecales; Cephalothecaceae
Product: putative histidinol dehydrogenase protein
Exons: 3
Coding region: 102-1409 (435 amino acids)
Biological process (GO): L-histidine biosynthetic process
Cellular component (GO): cytoplasm; cytosol
Molecular function (GO): histidinol dehydrogenase activity; metal ion binding; NAD binding
Source: RefSeq, a predicted model, not a curated record